CCAGAGUGAAAGUAUUUCAGGAUCAGUUAGCACCUCUUUAUUUAACCUUAGUUUAGAUAUUGAAGCACAACUAUUGGAUUCACUCGGAAAACGGAUCGCGUUGACUUGGCUGACGUGAAAAUGUGUGUGUUUUUUUAAAAAGGAAAGAAAUUAAAAGGAUAGUCCAGUUUGGGAAUUAACGAACAAAAAAAAAAAACUAUGCUUUUUCUUUGUGAAAACGAUAAGAAAGGGGUGCUCGGUGUUUAAAAAAAAACCCAAACAAACAAGAGUUGAUAUCUAAAAGAUUUUUUUUUCCUUCUGUUAAAAGAAAAAAUAAAAAAAAGGUGGAAAAGUAAGACGAAAUCUCCCUUGAAACUGGAAUUUGAUUGUACACUUGAGUGCCGGAGAGCAAGAAAGGGGUUAAAGACAGAGAAUUGGAAAGUGUAUCACUAUGGAAGAAAACGAUCAUAGUAACAGAGAAGCGGACCCACAAGAGUCGGGAGACGAGUCCAACAGAGCAAUUAUCCCACUUUUACAAGCGCCGGGGAACCUUCAGCUCCCGCACCGCAUUACUAACUUUUUCAUCGAUAACAUCUUGCGACCGGACUUCGGGCGGAGGAAAGAGGUAACCUUCAGUCGCGAUCAGAGUCAUGCCUCUCGCAGGGAAAACCUCACCCCCUCGGCACCGGGGACGGGGCAGGUUGGAGGGACUGUGGCAGGAGAAGGGAGCUCCAACCCGCACCCUGUCAACGGGGCAAAGAAAGGCGAUAUUGCCAUCGAGGAACCUUUGAAUUCCCGGGGAGAAAGUGGUGAACAGUGUCUAAGCUCGGACUCGGAUAGCUCCCAAGCCAGCUCGACAACACCUUCACAGCCUAUGCUUUGGCCGGCCUGGGUCUAUUGUACUAGAUAUUCGGAUAGGCCCUCGUCAGGACCCCGCUCUCGUAAACCAAAGAAGAAAACCGCCAGCAAAGAGGAUAAGCGACCAAGGACAGCCUUCACAGCUGAACAGCUCCAGAGACUAAAAGCUGAGUUUCAGACAAACCGGUACCUGACCGAGCAACGGAGGCAAAGCCUGGCGCAGGAACUCAGUCUAAAUGAAUCUCAAAUCAAAAUCUGGUUUCAAAACAAACGAGCCAAAAUUAAGAAAGCCAGUGGAAGUAAGAACUCGCUGGCUUUGCACUUAAUGGCGCAGGGACUGUACAAUCACGCCACGACACCGAAAGAUGACAAAUCAGACAGCGAUUAACUUAAAAGAAAACAGAGAAAAUAUACAAUGCAAUAAUUUCAUAGAAUAAGGGCCAGUGUAUAAAAUAUACCAGCAUUAAUGGUUUAAAAAUAUGUAUCAGAUAUAAUUCUGCAAUAUUCUGUAUAUAUUAUUUACAAGUAAGGUGUUGUAAAAACUUACGUUUUUCAAUCUAUGAUCACUUUUGUCGUUUGUUUUCUGAAAUUUUAGAUGCUUCUUUUAAAAAAGAGUGUUUUCAUUACAUUUUAUACCAAGCGCUUUUGAUGGCCACUUGACGUCUAAACACGUUUGACGGUGAAAAAUGAAAAACCAACUUGCUGAAGUCCAAAGAUUUUUUCUGCUGCAUUCAGGCAACUGUGAAUUUAAAUAAAUUGCUGAUUGUUGUGCGAUAUUUUAUUUUUUGUUUGAUUUUCGUAUUGUUUUAUUGUUCUAUUUGGCUGGUUGUUUUGAUUUUGUUGAUUUUUGUAUUGUGUUACGAGGACAUAAGCAAAAGUUGUGAUUUUAUGAAGAGACUCAGUUACACAUUUGAUGUAGGCCCAUACGUAUUUGUUUGAAAGAGUUUUCAAUGCUUAUGCAUGUACUAUGGGGAAAAAACAUCACCGAUUAAUAAUGCGUGCCAGAAUUUUUUUAAAAAAGUUUUUACGAUGACAAAAACUGAAAUAAUUCAAAAUAAGCAAGCCCAUUUCGUCAUACACAAUCCGUUCGGCACUGAAAUCAAUGUGCGUUCAAACAGGGUAACUUUGGAAUAAAAAAUAAUAAAAGUAUUUUUCUAACACAGUAACGUUUUUAUAACAUAGAUUGGCGUGAUCAAAACUAGGUAACUGUGUCACCAUGUCAACUGAGUGUUCCCCGAUCGAAAACAUGCUCUUCGGACGUUUUCGAGUCAAAUGUUUCAGUAUAUUGCUGUAAAAUAUAUUUGCAAUCAUUUUCUAAAUUCUGAGAUGUGACUAAAACAAUCGGCGCGAUUUUAAUAUUUACACGCUUUAAAAACGCACAAAUUCAAUAAAGAUUCAAUAAAGGACGAAUCUCCGAUUUCAUGUGACCCGUUUUAUCGUAUUUCAAGAACUAUACAUUUUCAGAUUUUUUUUCUUUUUAACAGGAAAAACGUUUAUUAUAUUAAAGAGCAAUACAAUGAUUUGACAAUUUUUGUAGUGCGAAAAGUUCGCAUUGAUAUAACACUGCCUAAGACCGAAAGAAGACGACCUGUUAGCAUAAAGACAAUGAUUUAAUAUUCUUACGCUACACUCUUGGUACUUGGACAUACAUAAUGUCAGUGCCCAAACAAAGGACGUUUAUGCACGUUCGAAUAUAUCUGAUAAGGAUUCAAAUAAGUUUCUCCCUCGUUUAUUAAAAUAGAUAAAGGAUACCGCUUUGUUGUUGUUUGCAAUGAACUGAGUAUUUGUUGACUUUGUAUUUAUAUAGAUUAUAUUGAAAAUCUAUCCAAUGACCCAUUUUGCUUUUUCGAGAGUAGAUUCUGGGGUGUUUACACUACUUAUUUAUCAUGCAAUAACGUUUUUCUUUUGGUGAAUGAAGACGUUUUUGGGGCCCGUGCACGAGAGCUGCAAUUUGAUGUAUCUGGGCAAAAGUUACCUGUAUAAACCUGGAACCUAGGCGACGACAUUAAAAUGAGGUUUUUACGUUUUAGACUGUAUCCAUACCAAAUUGUGGAUUUUUUUUGUGUGACUUGUGUUUAAGUGUAUAUCUGAAAAGUGUGUAUGAAUUUGAAUCCACCAAACUAAACACACUUUGCCUUAAAAGUUCAAAUGUGAACUUUUUACAUCUCUUUAUGAAACAGAACUGUGCUGAAAACAAAAAAAAAGUAUUACAUUAAAUGCAUUCUAGUCGUGUCAAAAAUGCCUUUUAUUUUAAUAGCUGGGACGACACACUUCGAACAGCUAAAAAGUCUAUAGAGAAAUAUGUAAAAAAUAAUAUUUGCGUUGAGUACAACGCGAUGGAUUUUUAUUUUAUGUGUUUGUUUUAAAGUAUUCUUUGGUAUAAAAAUAUAAUGUAAAUACUUUGUAUCAUUUAUGUUUAAUUGUGUAAUUAACUGCCUCCUCAGAACUGGAAAAGCAAAUAAAC
Molecule: messenger RNA, 3301 nt
Organism: Lepisosteus oculatus (spotted gar)
Lineage: Eukaryota; Metazoa; Chordata; Actinopteri; Semionotiformes; Lepisosteidae
Product: homeobox protein engrailed-2b
Biological process (GO): neuron differentiation; multicellular organism development; regulation of transcription by RNA polymerase II
Cellular component (GO): nucleus
Molecular function (GO): DNA-binding transcription factor activity, RNA polymerase II-specific; RNA polymerase II cis-regulatory region sequence-specific DNA binding
Source: RefSeq, a predicted model, not a curated record